AUGUUAGAAAAUUAAAAAAAAGAAAUAUAUAUAUUCACAUUAAACAUGACAGAAGCCAAGAAUGACUUAACUCGGAUUGGCUUAUUCAGUGAGCUUGGUUAUGUCUCAAUUGGAGACCCAUACACCAAUGUCAAUAACAAGCCCUUUAAUGAUGUUGCUCACAAAGGGAAGCAGAUGUUACCAGGAGGUAGCAAGACAAAAAGUGCUUUACAAGCAGGUUAUUUUGACAAGAACUUCAACAGAAUAAUGCACGGUGAAGGUUAUUCCGACCCGGUAAAAAGACGUCGGCAAGAACGAUUAGACAAAGCGAAACAAAACUUAGGACACGCAUUUAUGCCUAGUCAUGCUGGAAAGGAGCCUUCUGGUGCAGGCAGCCAUUAUGGAACUUUUAGUGGUCCAAUACCUGUUUUCAGUCCAGUGACAAAAACUAGGAAGGAUUAUAUAUCACCUGGUCGUAAUUUCAUCACGAACCCGAGUAAGAAUGGAACUGGUUAUGGUUACGUUAAUGUUUUGAUUGGAAAGCCGCAAACGUAUGCUUCUGAACCGUAUGAUAGAGCGAAAGAAAUAAUGAAGAAUUCGCAUAGUCAAAGCAAGAAAAAGAUGAAAGGUGGAGCGUUUAAGCUAAAUCUCCAUCCCACAGCUUAUUUUGAUAAUAACCCGUACAAGACAGACAAACCAAUGCCACCAUACAAAGAAGUUAAAAAGGUGAAACAAAAUUUAAAACCGUUUCAACCAAGCUCGCCUGGGAAAGAGAUCGGCGGUUCGAAAGCUGGUUGUUUUACGCAAUACCCAUCGCAUUCAAACGAUCCAUAUGUGGUGAAAAAGCGUUCAUUUCGUGAAAAUGCUGGACAAAAAAAUAUAUUUCGACCAUCGCAAGGCCCGAAAACGAUGCCAACUAGAUCAACGAUUUCACAGAAUGUCGAGAGGCGAAUUAACAGGUUGAACUUCAAGCAAGCUUCAUUAGCACCUAUCUCAAUUUAAAUGUCAAUUUUAUUUUUGUAUCGUAUAAAUAUAUAUAUAUAUAUAUAUAUAUUC
Molecule: messenger RNA, 1035 nt
Organism: Hydractinia symbiolongicarpus
Lineage: Eukaryota; Metazoa; Cnidaria; Hydrozoa; Anthoathecata; Hydractiniidae
Product: UPF0602 protein C4orf47 homolog
Exons: 7
Coding region: 46-981 (311 amino acids)
Cellular component (GO): centrosome
Source: RefSeq, a predicted model, not a curated record